AUUGAGAGCAAUUGAGAAAUUGCAAUUAGGGGAAAAUAGAGGGGUGCUUUCAGUAUACACUGAAGAAGUCAGCACAAACGAAUUGUAUACACAUACAUAAUGCUGAACGAAGCGCUGGAUUGGAUAAAAUAGAGAGAGAUAAAAUCUUUUUUCAAAUAAUUCAAUGUAUAAACCGAGCUGAUGUCGAUCACUUAUUUCUCCAAUUGUACAUGCAAUAUCUUCAAAUACAAAUACUUUGCUAGUAAAUUAUGCAACAAGAAAUGCUUAUUCAAAUAUCUGCUAAAUCCAAUAAAAAGACGCUACAGACUCUUGUUACAUGUUGCUCUUACGUAUUUAAUCAUGUAUCCGUGGAUGCUCAAUGAUUCAAAUGAUUUAGUGGUUCAUUGAGUGGGUGAUGCUCACAUACGUAUUGAUUCCGCGACCUUAGGAUCAUAUCUGUGUUCCUGUCAGCUUAGACCUAUUCAAAUAUUAUGUUGAGAUCAAAGAGGCUAAAUUUCUUAGUGAAAAUUCAAGAUUCCUUCUGUUUACCAAACAAUCAAUUAAGAGCAGCAUUUACAGCAUUUACAGCAU
Molecule: messenger RNA, 570 nt
Organism: Plasmopara halstedii
Lineage: Eukaryota; Oomycota; Peronosporomycetes; Peronosporales; Peronosporaceae
Exons: 1
Coding region: 181-387 (68 amino acids)
Source: RefSeq, a predicted model, not a curated record